Molecule: messenger RNA, 1897 nt
Organism: Anolis sagrei ordinatus
Lineage: Eukaryota; Metazoa; Chordata; Lepidosauria; Squamata; Anolidae
Source: RefSeq, a predicted model, not a curated record
GCGGCAAGGGGCAGGCUCUCCGGAGAAACCCUGCCUGCCUUCUUCCUUCCUCCUUCCUGCAGCUCCACCAAACUAGAGCAAAGCCGAAGAGGAGGAGAAAGAAGACUAGAGAAGAACAACAGGUAGCCGGAAGCACCUUCAUCCUGCCGGACGAUAUGGCCACCUUGACCCAAGAGCUGGGCACUGCUUUCUUCCAACGGCAGCAGUUGCCGGCUUCUAUGGCUGACACCUUUUUGGAGCAUCUAUGCCUGCUGGACAUCGACUCGGAGCCCAUCGCCGCACGGACCACGGGCAUCGUCUGCACCAUUGGUCCUGCUUCCCGCUCUGUGGAAAUGCUGCGUGAGAUGAUCAAGGCUGGGAUGAACAUUGCGCGGCUGAACUUCUCCCACGGCUCUCACGAGUACCAUGCAGGCUCCAUUGUGAAUAUCCGAGAAGCCACUGAAAGCUUUGCCUCCAACCCACUCUUCUAUAGACCGAUCGCCAUUGCGCUGGACACCAAAGGCCCCGAGAUCCGCACCGGCUUAGUCAAAGGGGGCGAGAAUAAAGAAGUGGAACUGAUAAAAGGAUCACAGCUGAUUGUUACUACCGACCCAGCGUUCAAGGAACUGUGUGAUCAGAAGACGAUCUGGAUGGAUUAUGCCAACUUGCCCAAAGUGGUCAAGGUGGGCGGGCGGAUCUUCAUUGACGACGGACUCAUCUCCUUACUCGUCAAGGAAAUCCGUGCAGAUAGCGUUGUGGUGGAAGUGGAGAAUGGUGGGAUGCUGUGCAGCCGCAAAGGAGUCAACCUCCCGGGAGCCGAGGUGGAUCUCCCAGCUGUGUCAAAGCGGGACAUCCAGGACCUUCAGUUUGGUCUGGAGCAAGGGGUGGACAUCGUCUUUGCCUCCUUCAUCCGCAAGGCCAGCGACGUGGAAGCCAUCCGACAGGUGCUGGGAGAACGUGGCCAGAACAUCAAGAUCAUCAGCAAGAUCGAGAACCACGAGGGUGUCAAAAAGUUUGAUGAGAUCCUUGAGGCUAGCGAUGGCAUCAUGGUGGCUCGUGGAGACCUGGGCAUUGAGAUCCCAGCUGAAAAGGUCUUCCUGGCUCAAAAGAUGAUGAUCGGCCGCUGUAACCGUGCUGGCAAGCCAGUUAUCUGUGCCACCCAGAUGCUGGAGAGCAUGGUGAAGAAACCGCGUCCCACAAGAGCAGAGAGCAGCGACGUGGCCAACGCAGUCUUGGACGGUGCUGACUGUAUCAUGCUGUCUGGGGAGACCGCCAAGGGGGUUUAUCCGGUGGAGGCAGUGCGGAUGCAACAUGCGAUCGCCCGAGAGGCCGAGGCAGCCAUGUAUCACCAGCAGCUCUUCCAAGAGUUGCGUCGCCUGACCCCACUGAGCCAGGACCCUACGGAGGUGACAGCUAUUGGGGCCGUGGAGGCCUCAUUCAAGUGCUGUGCGGCUGCCAUUAUCGUCCUCACAACCUCUGGCAGGUCCGCCCGGCUGCUCUCCCGGUACCGGCCGCGGGCCCUCAUCAUUGCCGUGACCCGCAACGAGCAGGUGGCCCGCCAAGCCCACCUCAGCCGUGGCAUCUUCCCCGUCCUGUGGCGAGGGGCCAAGCAGGAGGUCUGGGCGGACGACGUGGACCGUCGGGUACAGUUUGGCAUUGAGAUCGGCCGGAUGCGCGGCUUCCUCCGCUCCGAGGAAGUGGUCAUUGUGGUGACCGGAUGGCGGCCAGGGGCCGGCUAUACCAACAUCAUGAGAGUCCAGCAAGUUCCAUGAACAAAGCGGGAGAGGAUCUCUUGCGGCCAGAAGCAUCCUUUUGUAGAAUCUCAGUGCUUAGAAUCAGAGACUUACUUUGUAAGGCCUUAGGGCAGGUAUGGGCACAGUUGGAUCCUGCAGGUGUUUUGGACUUGAACUCCCAUCAU